Messenger RNA from Eurytemora carolleeae, 893 nucleotides. RefSeq lists its product as uncharacterized. Lineage: Eukaryota; Metazoa; Arthropoda; Copepoda; Calanoida; Temoridae. The transcript has 6 exons. The record is from RefSeq and is a predicted model, not a curated record. Bases 30 to 878 code for a protein of 282 amino acids.
CUGAUAUAUAAAUCAACUUUAGACUGAAAAUGUCAAAAAUAAGAAGAUGUAUUGGAUUCGACGAGAAUGUUGUAUUGGCGAUAAAAUCAUGCUUUUACGAUUAUGAUAUGAGAGAAAUCUGGAUAAAGCAGAAUGAGAGUAAAGCAGUCUAUCAUAGUCGAACUUGCCGAGAACAGUUUGGGGAUGAUGAGGAGAUUCUUGAGAAGGUUUCUACCUCCUGCAGGGCUUGGUUCAAUUCCCUAACAGACAAGGAGGACUGGAGGACUGAAGAAUUAAAAACCAACGAAGCUGAAUUAGAUGAUCCAAUAACUACUGCAACAGAUACUGAGCCGCCAGAAGCUAUAGAGGCAUCUAAAAAUCUGGAGACGGAGGCUGUAUCAUCUAACCUCAAAAAAAUACCCCAGCAGAACAGUAAACUACAAUUUUCAUGUUCAUUUUGCAGCAAAGCAUUUCGUUUAAAAAGCUCACUGGACAAACACAGGACACGGUCGCACAGAACCCUGAUACAGGAACAAAGAAGACAUCAAGGCGGCCAAUUUUUCUGCUCUUUUUGUGGACUAGGUUUUGAUAAGAAACCAAGUAUGCAAAGACACAUUUCUAGGAAGCAUUCAGAAGAAAGCAAUGAAGGACUGGUUGGAGUAGAUGUCACAGUAUCUAAUCCUGUAUCCUGCUCCCAACCAGGCUGUUCUCAUGUACUGCAUAAUAGUUCAGAGUACAAGUCCCAUCUAAGAAACGUUCAUAACUUAACCCGAAGAGGAAGAAGACCGAAGGAACCGUUAGAUCUAGAAUUAGCUAAACUCUUAGGACUAGGUAAUCUUUUAACCUUUCUAGUCAUUCUUUAUAAACCAAUCAAAACAUUUAAAAAUAUCAUAUUUUGAUUUUUUGCAAGUUUC